Scheffersomyces stipitis CBS 6054 is the source of this 2332-nucleotide messenger RNA. It is a transcript of the gene EGC2, whose product is annotated as glycoside hydrolase family 5 protein. Gene Ontology annotation, cellular component: extracellular region; cell surface. Bases 793 to 2238 code for a protein of 481 amino acids. Gene Ontology annotation, molecular function: beta-glucosidase activity. The transcript has a single exon. NCBI's taxonomy places the organism in Eukaryota, Fungi, Ascomycota, Pichiomycetes, Serinales, Debaryomycetaceae. Gene Ontology annotation, biological process: glucan catabolic process. The record is from RefSeq and is a predicted model, not a curated record.
UGAGAGCCUCAGACAAUUUUUCCAAUAUCGUGUCGGGCAUCUCACAAGUCAGCCGAUAUUCUAGAGCCGCCUGUAGACUCAAAGUUUUGCGUCAGGGUUCUUUGGCUCGAAACGUCCUAGACUUACCAGACCAGGUAAGCCGGAAUGGAUCUGGUUUCAUCGCCAUAUCAGCGUCAGUGUCAUAGAAGUGGCUUAAAUCGAAGGAGGGGUGAUCAUGUGACUGAUCAAUUACCUCAUUGAGAGGGUAUCCCGCACUUAUGCCCCAUUUCCCGCAUGGACCUGAACUCCCAAUUUUGUGUCUGUCUGGGGAUAGAGUUGCAUUAGGCAGUCAAUGCAGUUUGGCUCUGGCGGUGUCGGCAAUUUCGAGGUCUGGGCCAGUCCCACCAAAUUCACAUUCUUGUAACUUCCAAAGCUUUUGAGUCGGCGUAAGGUGGAUCCAGAUUUUCAGACACCAGCCAUACUGUUACCGCCCAGGAAUCAGCUGUCUGCGAUUGUCGGGAACCAGCUACCACUGGUGCAACAGACAUUUACCCAAACUAAGAAAUCAGGCUGCGAAAUCUGGGGCUCUUUGGUUCCAGAUGUCGGUUCCUGGGCUCGGCACAGUUUUCUCUACAAUACUCGGGAAGUUUGGCCACCAUCGUUUUUUAGAUUGUCCCCAGAUUUGAUCCAGGCUAUAUAAGACUCUCGGACUGCUCUCUGAUUCCGAUCUAACGUUCAUCUUGUUCAAAAUAGAAAACAGACACUUAUAGAUUUUACAUCUCUUUUGUCAAAGUAAUUCUAAUACCCUAUACAAUGUCUACCGGAUUCUUAACUACCAAGAACACCAAGAUCGUCGAUGCUAACGGAACCCCAGUCGUUCUUGUCGGUACUGCCAUCGGUGGUCACUUGAACAUGGAAAACUUCAUCACUGGUUACCCAGGUCACGAAACCGAACACAAGAAGGUCUUGAAGAAGAAGAUCGGUGAAGAAAAGUUCAACUUCUUCUUUGACAAGUUCUACGAAUACUUCUGGACUGAAAAGGAUGCCGAAUUCUACAAGAACGAAUUGGGCUUCAACUGUUUGAGAAUUCCUUUCAACUACCGUCACUUCAUCGAUGACGAAGUUGACUUGUUCAAGAUCAACCCUAAGGGUUUCGAAAGAUUGGACAGAGUCAUCGACAUCUGUUCCAAGUACGGUAUCUACACCAUCUUGGACUUGCACGCUACUCCAGGUGGUCAAAACCAGGACUGGCACGCUGACUCCGGUAUCCACAAGUCUAUCUUCUGGGACUUCAAGGUCUUCCAAGACUCUAUGGUCAACUUGUGGGUUGAACUUGCCAAGCACUACAAGGACAACACCUGGGUUGCUGGUUACAAUCCUUUGAACGAACCUGCUUCGCCAGACCACCUGAAGUUGGUCAACUUCUACCAAAGAUUGCAAGAUGAAGUCAGACCAAUUGACCCUCACCACAUCUUCUUCCUUGACGGUAACACUUACUCCAUGGACUUCAGACAAUUCCCAGCUCCAAAGGACUUCAUUCCUAACUCUGUCUACUCCAUCCACGACUACUCUACCUUCGGUUUCCCAAACAUCCAAGGUACCUUGUACGCCGGUACUGCUGCUGAAAAGGACAAGUUGAAGAGACAAUACGACCGUAAGGUUGAAUACCAUCUUGAACACAAUGUUCCCGUCUGGAACGGUGAAUUCGGUCCAGUCUACGCUUCUAAGGAAAGAGGUGAUGAAGACCCAGACACCAUCAACAGAGCUCGUUACCAAGUGUUGAAGGACCAAUUGGCCAUCUACAAGAAGGGUGACCCAUCUGGUGACGGUACCCCAAUCUCCUGGUCCAUUUGGUUGUACAAGGACAUUGGUUACCAAGGUUUGACUUACGUUGACCCUGAAUCCAAGUGGUACAAGGUCUUCGGUGAAUUCUUGUUGAAGAAGAAGAAGUUGGGUCUCGACAGAUGGGGUAACGACAUCGACCCAGCCUACAACAAGUUGUACCAGGACUUGAUCGACCACAUCCACAGCAACGUCCCAGAAAAGUACCACAAGGCUCUUUACCCUCACGGCUGGACCACUCAAGACUACUUGUUCAGAGUUGCUAAGGACAUGUUGUUCUCUCAAUACGCUCAACACGAAUACGCUGACUUGUUCGUCGGUCUUUCGUUUGAAGAAUUGGACGAACUUGCUGCUUCCUUCAAGUUUGAAAACAUCAAGCAAAGAAAGGAAUUGAACGAAAUCUUGAAGGACUACUAGAGAUGCAAUCUCGUUCAAUAGAGAGAUGCUAGGUGAUGAGGCGAAAAAUUUGACUAUCUGACUUUAUAGAGUAAAAUACACAUAAUUUGUGUCU